CGCAAGCAUGUCCACCGUUUUCAUCAGCAGCCUUGACCGAGCCGAAAUGUGCUUUAGUACGCGUUUAACGUGGCUCGUUCAGAAGUCAGUAAGAGCGGACAGACUUCCCGGGGCGCUGCCUGCCUUCUGGGUUCUCGUGGCGCAUGUUUGAAGUUCGAUUGAAACGCGUUCUCCGCUUCAGUCGAAAUGUGUGUUCAGAAAGAGAGUAUUCCUGAGUUGUUCUCCGAGAAGGGGUCAGAACAGUAUUGCUGUCACGCCCUGUAAACCGUCUGCGGCGAGUGUGUCUGCGUUGGUGACGCUUCCAUGCCGUGUCGCGUUUGCAGGGGGGACUUUCGACUUUUCUGUGUAUUUAUCUCGCCUGUCAACCGCUCGUGCCCGUUCAGUGUUGAAUGCCUGAGUGGUGUUUUUCCAGCGUUUUGAGCGAUCUUGAAUUCCCCUUCGAAACAGGCCGUCACUCUCCUGCGCGUACCCCGGAGUACUACAUGAUGCGCUUAUCUGUCCACUUCUUUGCGUAGUUCGAAUCGAAUAAACAGGAACCUGUUGUCUCUACGUCCCGCCGCUCUGUUUUCCCUCCAGUUCAGUACAUGGAUCGCGCAGGCCUCCUGUUUCUUCGCGGCGCGGCUGGCCCGGGUCCGCUCAAGUGUUUCGGCCCGAGAGUGGAGGCUUUUUCUGGGAGCAUUUCGUUGCUUUCUCUGGACAGCCGAGGCCCAACUCCGUUCCGGACGCCUUUCCACACGACGUCCGCCCUCUCAAAGUCUCGACAGCCGCCCAAGGAGAGUCCUGAAUCCGCAGCAGCUUGCACCUUCUCCCCUUUGUUUCCCUCUCCUGUCCGCGCCUCUCCUCACAGAAACUUGCUUGGUGCCCGUGUCAGUGUGCCCUGCAAACCCCUUGCAUGCGUUGGAGCGCCUAAACGGCGUCACGGAGAAACGAGUGACGGCUUUUCUUCGCGAGCGGCUGUAGCCGCGGAGGCGCUUCCACCCUGGCCGUCUGAUUUCCUCCAGAGUGAGGAAAUCGCAGUCGACUCUCCACAGAAACCGACAGGUUUCUCUCGUCCCAGUAACGCCCGUGUCUCUCCGGCACCUAACGCGUGGGAAGCGGCUGCAGUCUUCAGGAGACUGCAUGCGUUCGACUCCGGGCUAAGGGGAGAUGCGAGUGGCGCGUUCGCGGCCUCGGCAACUUGCGGGUGUUUGGCUGCCGCCAGCCGUCGAAAUCCGUGCCUCCCCGCCUACCAGCUCUCCUGGAACCUCUUGCAAGCGCGCAUGUUUGGCGGUCGUGCAGGGGGUCUGAAGCGCCGGAAGCCACGCCGCGAUCCAGGCAGAGUCAUUCAGUCGGGCAUGGGUCGCCGGCAAGAGUUUUUCUGGCCCGAGAAGGCGCGGAGAACGCGAGUCCCGCUGUAUCAGAACUCGCGACCGAACCUGGUGUACGACCAACGCUUCCGGCGGUUCAUGUGCAUGUGGUACGCGAACGGGGUGCAGGUAUUCCGGCCGUUCUCCUGUCGAGGCCGGCGCGGCGGCAGAGGCAAGGAGGGACUUCCAGACGGCCUCGGCAUCGGCAGAGGAAGCGGAACAUGGGAACGCGCGCGCGCAAAAGCCGUCGUUCUGCUGAAGCAACUCCAGAGACAAGGGCACUUGGACAGACUCGCGAAACCCGAUGUGACGCGCAGCGGAGUCCGCGGCGUCUACUUCGACACUGAGGAGAAGCUCUGGGUGGCGACCUGGAACGAGCACGGCUUGCGCAGGUUCAAGGCCUUUCCCACGAUGGAAAUGGGGUUCGACGCCGCGUACCAAGCCGCUGUCGCUGUGCGCAGACAGAAGCUUCGCGAGAACUACAUCUUCAGCAUGCAGAGAAACAGAAAAAAGUCUGGAAGACCGCCAUUCAAGUGAACGCGGCGUGCCGAAGAAACUUCACGUCGCAGUUGUGUGUGGUAUAGACAUUUUCUUCAACAGAUUUCCUGUGUAUAACAACACUCAGAAAAAAAGACGCUCGACGAAACCUACCGCUAUCCCGACCGCGGGGUAUGCGUGCCCUCGCAACGCCCAGCGAAAACACGCAGUCACCGCUUUGGUGUCUCA
This is a messenger RNA of Toxoplasma gondii ME49, 2072 nucleotides long. It is a transcript of the gene AP2IX6, whose product is annotated as AP2 domain transcription factor AP2IX-6. Gene Ontology annotation, biological process: regulation of DNA-templated transcription. The coding region runs from base 585 to 1883 and encodes 432 amino acids. The transcript has a single exon. Lineage: Eukaryota; Apicomplexa; Conoidasida; Eucoccidiorida; Sarcocystidae. Gene Ontology annotation, molecular function: DNA-binding transcription factor activity. The record is from RefSeq and is a predicted model, not a curated record.